Lachnellula hyalina is the source of this 1635-nucleotide messenger RNA. RefSeq names its product Phenylacetate 2-hydroxylase. The record is from RefSeq and is a predicted model, not a curated record. Gene Ontology annotation, molecular function: oxidoreductase activity, acting on paired donors, with incorporation or reduction of molecular oxygen; monooxygenase activity; heme binding. Lineage: Eukaryota; Fungi; Ascomycota; Leotiomycetes; Helotiales; Lachnaceae. Bases 1 to 1635 code for a protein of 544 amino acids. The transcript is spliced from 5 exons.
AUGGAUAUCAUGUUUUUAAUUUCAAAUUCAACCGUCUUAGUUCUCUCCGGCCUUUUCCUGACAACUACGGCGGUAGUAUAUGUCUACCUCCGCUUCUUUUACGUUGACAUACCAAAAAUUGAUGGGAUUCCCGAAAUUCCAAGCGGCGAAAUUCUCGCAGGCCAUCUCUAUAAAUUGGGGAAUGACCAUGCCACCACUGCGGAAGCAUGGGCAUCCAAAUAUGGAUGGCCAGUUUUCCAGCUUAGAAUGGGACAACGACGUGCGAUCAUGUUGAAUUCUUUUGAGGCCGCUCGUGACUGGAUGGUCAAAAACCAGGCUGCCACCUUAGAUCGACCAUGGUUUCACACAUUCCAUGGGGUCAUUUCAGCUACUUCAGCCGCGACAAUUGGGACAAGCCCCUGGGAUGAGAGAACCAAGAAACAGAGACGUGUUGUAGGCUCGUUUACAACCGGACCCUCAAUUCAAAAGCUGCGGAAGGUGUUGCACAUGGAGACUUGUGCGGUAAUUUCGUCGCUGUAUUACGACAGUCAAAAGGGAAGAACCGACAUUAUGCCUCACAUUUACCAGGAGCGGCUCGCUCUGAAUCUCAUGAUGAUGUUUUGCUACGGGACACGAUUUUCUUCAGUUGAAGACCCCCUGCUUCUACAGAUAUUGAAAGACGGUAGUACCAUUGCUAGUUUUCGGUCAACGAGUUCCAAUGCUCAAGAUUUCAUUCCCCAUCUAAGAUAUCUUGGUGAAAAUAAGCGGACAGCAACAGCCAAAGAGGUCCGUGGCCGACGGGACCAAUGGCUGGCGAAAAUGUUGGACAACGUUCGUGGCAAUCUCAAUCUGCGCACUGGGCCUAAAAAGAGCGUGGCCGAAAUGUUGUUAGUAGACAGCAGCAAAGAUGAUCUCACAGAGCUGGACAUCAAAACCAUCCUCGGUGGGCUCAUGUCGGGUGGAUUUGAAACUAUCUACUCCACUGCCAUCAUUACCAUUGGUAUGUUGUCGACGUUACAGGGACAACCAAUGCAACAAGAGGCAUAUGAAGAUAUCAUGAAAGUCUACGAUACGCCCGCAGAUGCUUUCAAUCUCUGCUUGACGGAGGAGAAGAGCCCUUAUGUGAUGGGGCUGGUGAAAGAAGCAUUGAGGUUCUUUCCGCCGCUGAAACUUCUUCCAGCACGACAGACUUAUACAGAAUUUGUCUACCAAGGAGCUACUAUCCCAAAGGGUGUCCUUGUUUACAUGAACACCCAGGCAAUAAAUCGGGACAAAAAUACAUAUGGCCCCGAUGCUGACCAAUUCCGCCCAGGCCGAUGGGUAGAGAAAGAUCAUGGUAUCCCGCCACCGUAUCACUUCGCCUUUGGGGCUGGUGGUCGGAUGUGCACUGCUGUCAACUUCUCUAAUCGGGUGCUUUAUGCACUAUUUCUCCGCUUGAUUAUAUCCUUCAAUAUGACCGAGAACAAACUAUCGCCUCCAAACACAGAUUAUAUCAAUUAUAAACGCGAUUCAACCGAAUCAAAUGCCAUCGCCUCCAAGUUUAAAGUAAACUUCACGCCAAGGGAUACGGCGGUCCUGGAGCAGUGCUUAGAGCAAGCGCAGGAUGAAUUGACGGACUUACUACCUGGAGUUGUGGCAGAGCCUCUUAUACGAUAA